Mya arenaria is the source of this 1633-nucleotide messenger RNA. RefSeq lists its product as uncharacterized. Bases 236 to 1267 code for a protein of 343 amino acids. The transcript is spliced from 4 exons. The record is from RefSeq and is a predicted model, not a curated record. NCBI's taxonomy places the organism in Eukaryota, Metazoa, Mollusca, Bivalvia, Myida, Myidae.
UGGUUAUACCCAGUGCAAACACGCGAACACAAGGACUAUAAUACUUCAUGUAUGUGUCAACAUUCUUCACAGUGAAUCUCGAGAGAUUUUUACAUUUUGUUAUAAUUUGUUUAUCUGAAAUGAAGAGAAAAGCGACAAGCAUUGAUCCUAUUUGAACGGAUAUUAAAUUCCCUCAAGUUGCUAUGGAUGGAAUAUUCUUGAAUACAGAAGUGUAGCAUAAUAGUCGUGGAUACAAAUGGCGAGUACCAGUGUUCAGCCCGUAAUUCGAGAUGUCGACAAAGGGACGACGCCCCAGAGGAAACUUGAACGCGAAAUGCGGAUGGGGACGAUGACGUCAAGGCGCGCGCUCAUGGAACGUGAACGUGCGAUGGACGCCGCGCGUAACCCGGGCGUCAGCAGGUUCGGGGACUGCCUCGUCUCCGUGAACUCAAAAUCUGACAAAAUGUUGAACUCUCACUUAAGGAAGAUAAACUCAGAAAUACGGAGGAUGGAAGCGCAGAUAAACAAUAAGAUGAAAUGUUUUGUGAAAAAUAGCUCUGUACUAAACCACGACCCAAUUAUUUUAGUGGAGCGACCGGCUUCACCAGACGUUGUUAGAAAGGCGUUUUCAAUGAAGUCAGAAAAAGACGUUCACGGUUAUCCGACGACGGUGGACGAGGAAAAGCCGAGUUACAUGCGGCAGUUGCGCUCAAGGGCACGAACGCCGUCCACCCUCACCACCAUCGAUGCAUUCACGGUAAAGCCAAGAAGGAAGAAAAACGUCUGGGAAGACGCGGCCGACGCGAAGCCGGAGUUUCAGAGCACCGUCCGUCCGUACGCCAAACUCACACAGCGGGAAGUUUCUGAACUCCAAAAAGGGUACGAGUUUCACAAACCUAAGCUAGAGUCUGCCGCUCAGUCUGAUAUUGAUGAGCAGAGCCACAAAUCACUUCCGUUGCCAAAGAAAAGAGGCAAAGACGUCCAUACAGAUGACAGCGAUGAGGAGGACAUAGGGACGCCGUUCAUUACUCAGAUGGCCUUGAUGCGGAAGGGGAAGAGCCAGGAUCGACAGGAGCACACCUUGGCGGAGAUUAACAUUCACCACCGCUCAUCGGAAAUGAUAUCCGACGACGGCCGCGCGCGUAAAGAGUCAGAACACGGCAGUCGCGCUGAGAAAUCUGUGAGAUUCAAGGCGCCCGUUCUGUCGGCGCCAACCAAGAGGGGUGGAGCAACAAAGCGCAGGACAAAGACGUCCGAAACUAUUAUCACUUUAGUUCAGCAAACCUAGCUUAUGUGUGUUUAUAUGCAAUAUUUAUAGUUACUACGUUUAAGUGCUAUUACCUCAUUCUGUUAAGGAUGGCAGUCAUUAUUAGAACGUGAGCUUACGACUAAAUUUCGGUGGUUUUCUUACGAAAUCAGUCCAUUCCAGACACAUGUUCAAUAAACAACUUAUUCCAUUUCAUGAGUCAAUGGUGAAUAAAAACUAAUAAAUUGGUAUAAUAACGAUCAUUAAUACACCAAUUUCCAGUAGACAACAAAAUCUGACAAAUGGUGCACGAUCAUCAAGUUCAUUAUAUUUCGCUUGUUCUUACAAGUGCGAACAUAUGCAACAUACUUGUUUUCAAAUCUUAUUAAAUAAAUUAAUGCCUUGAUA